Messenger RNA from Penicillium daleae, 2421 nucleotides. Its product is annotated as DUF3435 domain-containing protein. The transcript has 7 exons. NCBI's taxonomy places the organism in Eukaryota, Fungi, Ascomycota, Eurotiomycetes, Eurotiales, Aspergillaceae. The coding region runs from base 1 to 2421 and encodes 806 amino acids. The record is from RefSeq and is a predicted model, not a curated record.
AUGGCGUCGUUGGCCCAGGGGCUUCACGCCACGGCCCAAGCCGCGACUCGCCCACGCACCCACUACUGCACCGGCGGCUCACCCAACAAAACGCCCACGACCCCUGGCCUCGGCGUCCCCACCUCCACCCGGGCCUCAUCACCUCGCUUCUCACCCACCGCUCGCCCCUGGCUCACCCUCGGCUCACCCACCGCGCACCUUCGGCUCACCUCCCAUUUCUGGCCGAUGCCUACAACGUCGAGGUCUUUCAAUGCGUGGCCACAAUCGAAGAUUGAAAAAAUAGUUCGCGCUAUCAAGAUGGCGAGGCGUCGGAGUCGAUCUGACGACGGAAGCCCUCGCUCCGAAUCAUUUCGCAUGGAGUCCGAGGCAAGUGACGCCGACUCCGAAACCGACUUGUCAACCCCGGAACCACCCUCGGUCGAUGGCUAUGCAGAUGGUACGAAGACCCAGAUUGCGGCUAUGGAGGAUUAUUGGGAAAGAUUCUGUCGGAAACAGCAUCAAAAACAAGGUCUAUCUUCCGAUUCGACAUGGAAAGACCCUCACGACGCUCUUCGGGAGGCCGGAAAGAGAGAACUCACCAAGUUCCUCUACUGGCGCUUGCGAGUAAAGCGCGGCCGGGGUGGGCGACGGUCAAAAGGUAUUAAGAAGGCUAGUGCUCUUGACACGAACUGGAAGAUGUUUCUUCGCUAUUACGAGAAAAUCAAUGGAGACCCAAUGCCCGAUGAUCUAGGAAGAAGAAUGAGAAAGAGCAUUCGAAAAAUCGUGAAAGAGAAGGGGUUGAUUACCGACGAAAAAGAGAAGCCACCGAUGUAUAUUGAAGAUGUGGUCAUCUUGCAGGAAACGGUUCUCCGCACCAUGGAAAAGCGGUUCUAUAUUGGACUUCAACGGAUGCAGCAAUGCCUCUACAAUCUUAUGGCAUGCUUUACGGUGAAUCGAAUCAGUGCCAUGAGAAAGCUCCAAUACAAGCACCUGCAGUGCUCAAUCCAACGAGAUCCAAAAGGGGGCCGCCUCGGAUUUUACUCGAAAUCACCUACAAGUUUGCGAAAACGCAUCUCGGUAAAUACUUUCAUAAUUCCCGAGAUCAUUCACGACCCGUCGCUCAUGUUGAGCCCGCAUGAGUUUUUGCUUGGAAUUCUUUUCGAUGACGACGCUUUCCGUGCCCCUGGAAUAAAAUCCCGGGACGACCUGAGGAGACUUUGGCUGGAAGAUGGCCGACAGCAGCUUCCAUUACCACUGAAAGCUGAGAAGGCAAAUCACUAUGUUUUCUGCAAGGUCGAGGCAACCCGCGGCGUCAUUCGGGUUAUUCGAGAUCAGCCAAUCUCGACUGCAGCCUUGAGUAGGCAGUAUCAAACCUUAGGGGAAAUUGCUGGCUUUCCGAUCCUUUACACACAUUGUAACCGGUACGGUGGUGGGACAAUCCUUAAUCAGAGUAGACUUGUGAGCGAUGCACAACAAAAUUUAAUCAUGAAACACGCCAGUAUUCGAACAUUCUUGAAACAUUAUCUUCCCCGUCGUAUCGGUACAGACAUGCAGGCAUUGAUGAGAGGUCUCGAACCUGACUCGGCGAUGAUGAGAGCGGUCACUCGGAUGGGGCGAUGGGUUGACACUCGACGGCCUCGCGAGCUUACAGAUGCCCAGAAAGCAAGUGUUGAAGCGAUCCCGGAGCUACAGGACGCGAUCUACAAACGUGAUACCUUCGCUCAGAAACUUAAGCAAAGCCGCAAAAAGAGCCGCAGCAGACUGGAUCGGCUCGAAAAGCUUAAGAGGAACGUGAUGAACACACGGAGUCGGCUACUCUACGAUCUUCGUAAGCGCGUGAGGGAAGAAUUUGAUAACAGCCAGGCCGUAAAGGAUAUCCAGCGACAACUUGCUGCGGGUACCGCGGUUCAUGACGAGAAAACUAAGGAGCUACUGGCGGCCAGAGGAAAUAUGCUUCCGGAACAGAUCUACCUCCUGGAAAAACUGAUGACAUGGCCGACUUCAUGGUCCUUGGAGCGGGAGUGGGAGCGGCGAAAUGAGGCAGUCGAGGCUGUUCGUAUGUAUUGCGGCGUGCGAGAGGGUGGGCCCCGAAGAGGACGACGACCGAAGAGGCCUACUCCGGUCGAGGACGUCGCGACACAUGACCCUCUUACGCUAGCCACACAAACCCCCCAACGGUCUUUGCCGCGCGAUGAUGCUUUACGGGAGGCGGAAGUGCAUGUCCGGACGGCCGCAAAGCCUCUAGGAUGCUUUCAAUGCUUUGGAAACAUACAAGAGUCCGACCACCGCCGGAUGCAACACUAUUCUCGGCACAAGCAUCUUCUACGCCAUUUCAGGGAUACACAUCUAGAUGACCGUCACUGCAACUACUGCAACACGCCGGUUGAACAUGAAGAUGGCUUAAGAAGGCAUGCCCAUGAGAGGCAUCGUCUAAAGACCUAG